AUGGCUAAAAGAUACCCAGAGGAGCACCCAAGCAAAGGAAGGCUUAUUAUCCUAUCAGUAGUAGCCUAUGGCUAUGCGGAUAAAUUAGAUAGGACGUAUCUCCCACCGCCCAGUGCUGGCACAGCUGGUGGUAGCCCUGGAUCUCUAAUUGCUCCAGGAGCUCCAACUACUUUUGGUCAAGGAUUCCCAUCAUCGUCAGGCUCGUUGUCUGGUUCAUCUAAUUUUGGAGCAUCUGGUUUUAAUCAAGGAAGUACUAAUGGACCAGUUAAAAGUGGACCCGGUUUUGAAUCAUCAGGAUUUGCUCAGGCUUCAGGUGCUAGUAGCUUUGGUUCUAAUAUAGGUCAAAGUACUUCUUCUUCCGGACAACAACCUGGAUUUACUGGACUUAGUGGAACCCAAAGUUUCGCCCAAGGCGGCAGUGAAGGUAUUCAGAAUAAACCUGGAUUAGGACAGCAGUCUAGUUUUGGUCCAUCUGGUUCUGCCAAUUUCCAGGGAAAUGGAUUUGGUUCUAUUAAAGGAUCUAUAGCACCAUCAUUCGGACCAGUAUCUGGGGCUUCUGGAUCCAAUGGAUUUGAAUCUUCUCAAGUAGGAUUUAGCUCAGGACAAGCAAACGCAUACUCAGCUCCUCGACCAGAUCGUCCCCAAGCAGCCGCAGACAGGAACGCUGAAAUAUUGAAAUAUAUAAAUGAAAACGAUGGUGAAUCUUACAACUAUAGUUAUGAAACUUCUAAUGGUAUAUCGGCUGAAGAAACUGGUGUCGCUACAAAUGGUGUAAAAGCUCAGGGUGGAUUUGCUUAUACGGGUGACGAUGGCAAUAGAUAUUCACUAACUUACACCGCUGAUGAAAACGGUUUCCAACCACAGGGCGAGCAUUUACCUACGCCUCAUCCUAUUCCUGAGGAAAUCUUAAAAUCGAUUGAAAAAAAUGCAAAAGCAGCUGCAGCUGGUACUCAAGAAGGUGCGUAUAGACCUGAAGAAUAUGAAUCUGGAAAUUCUGCACAGCAAUACAACGCGGGAGUAUCACCUUAUAGCCGACCACAAGGCCAGAACGUUAAUUCUCUUCAAGGCCAAGGAGUUAACCAGCCUCAGAGUAAUCAAUACCCAACAAGCCAAGAUAUUUCUGGUAAAGGGCAAUUAAGUGGUCCAUCUGGCUCAUAUAGUCAGACACAAUCGAAUCAAGCGAAUAACCAAUUUUCUUCUGGAACAAAUGGCAUUAAGGGGCAAAAUGGUCAAUUUCAACAAGGUUUUGCAAGUAACAGUCAAGGUGUAGCUCAAGGUUCAUCAGGACAAAACUUUGCUCAAAAUGUGCAAGGAGCUCAAAACAACGGGUAUCAAUAUAAUCAACCUCAAAAUGGAUUUGGCUCUUCAGCUGGUCAACGUCCGUCAGCACAAAAUGGUCCACAAAUAAAUGCUCAAAAUCCAACUAGCUAUACAUCAAGUUCAGCACAAGUUUCUGGAACAAAUGACCAAGGUAUUUUAGGAUCAUCUUUAAACCGCCCCAAUGUUGGUACAUCAUACCAGGGUAAUCAAAUUCAGAUUGGAUUAGGCAAUGGGUCUCCACAGCCUUCAUUUGGAUCUAAUCAGCCAUCAAUUGGAUCUAAUCAGCCAUCAAUUGGAUCUAAUCAGCCAUCAUUUGGAUCUAAUCAGCCAUCAAUUCGAUCUAAUCAGCCAUCAUAUGGAUCUAAUCAGCCAUCACUUGGAUCUAGCCAAUCUCUAUCUGGAGCUGCUAGUAUUUCCAAACAAGGACAACAACCAACAUUUGGGUCUAAGCAGCUAUCAUUUGGAUCUGCAGAAACGUCUAAGCCAGGGCAACAGCCUUCAUUUGGUUCUAGCCAAUCUUCAUUUGGCCCUGCUGGAAUUCCCAAAGAAGGAGAACAAUCAUCAUUUGGGUCGAAUCAGCCAUCAUUUGGAUCCGCAGGAAAUUCUAAACAAGGACAACAGACUGCAUUCGGAUCAAGCCAAUCUUCAUUUGGAUCUAAUCAGCCCUCAUUUGCAUCCAGCCAGUCUUCAGAAUCUCAACAACAGACAUUUGGUUCUGCAGGCUCGUCUAAUCAAGGUUAUCAAUAUGGAUUAAAUGCUAAUCAACCUGCAUUUAACUCUGGCAAUGAAUUUAGACAGGGUUCUCAGUUUGGUAACAACAAGCAGUCUAGUUCUGGUAUAGGUUCUGGUCAGGGAUUACCGUUUUCUCCUGAAGCUCAAGGUGGAUCUUUAAAUGCAGCUCGUCCUCAAUAUCAACAAAAUGGAAAACAAUCUUCAUUCGGAUCUAAUACUCCAAGCCAAGGUUCACAAUUUGGACCGAACGGUCAAUUCGGGCUAAGUGCUACAGGUACGUCUCCAUCCAGAGGUUCUCAACCAAAUCAACAACCUCAAUAUAACCAGCCUGGUCAGCAAUCUACGUUCGCUCCUUCUGGGCCUCAAUCAAAUGGAGGACUUAGCUCAGGAGUAAGUGGCUCUGAAUUUGGUGGUCCUCGACAACCCCCAAGCUUCAGUCCGCAGGAAGGUUACAAGUAU
Messenger RNA from Brenthis ino (lesser marbled fritillary), 2511 nucleotides. The record is from the annotation of a GenBank genome assembly. NCBI's taxonomy places the organism in Eukaryota, Metazoa, Arthropoda, Insecta, Lepidoptera, Nymphalidae.